Molecule: messenger RNA, 2302 nt
Organism: Daktulosphaira vitifoliae (grape phylloxera)
Lineage: Eukaryota; Metazoa; Arthropoda; Insecta; Hemiptera; Phylloxeridae
Gene: Coq8
Product: atypical kinase COQ8B, mitochondrial
Exons: 10
Coding region: 180-2060 (626 amino acids)
Biological process (GO): ubiquinone biosynthetic process
Cellular component (GO): extrinsic component of mitochondrial inner membrane
Molecular function (GO): kinase activity
Source: RefSeq, a predicted model, not a curated record
AACGAUAACGGAUAAUAUGAUAACCGAUCACAAAUUAAUUAUAUAUUUUUGAAUCUCCAUGACUGUAAUCAUAAUAUUAUUGAGUAACAAUAUUGUGAUAUUAUAUUGAAUAUCGUCGUUUCUGUUGCGUAUUAAAAAAUAAUCUUGUGAAGAGAAAAUUGUAUUGUCUCUAUAGCGAAAUGUUCAUGUCUAAAUAUACUGAUAUUUCAAGAGUAUUUAAAGGAACUCAAAUGGUUUUUGAAGAAAUAAUUAAAAUGAAUGAAAAAAAUUGUAAAAAAAGAAUGAAAAUAUGUUGUUUAGCUACAGCUUUCGAAGAUGCCACUAUUCAAUUUUCUAAUAAAAUAGGAGCUGCUAAAUUAACACCAGAAUAUAUUGUUGAAGAAGUUACUCAAAGAACAGCAGUUGUAUUUAAUGGUUUGAGAAAUAUUAUUGUUAUGACUUUACGUCAAGAUAGAUCACCCAAUGAACAGUUAGUUUACGAUUCAGUUAAUAAUUUAUCAAUAGAGCCAUAUUUCAGUGAAGGUCCAACAUUAAAUGGUCCUUUUAAAGUACCUACUAACGUUUUAAAACAAAAAUAUUUAUCCGAAUACAGUAACACAUACAUUAUUAUUAAUAAUAAUGUUAUGAAAAAAAAAUUAUGCUACUUUAAUUAUAAUUAUCUGAGUACCAUCAAUUCAACCAAUAAAGGAGAUAACCAAAAACCAACUGUCAGUAAAAAUUCUAAACCUAAGCAACAGUUAAGUGGAUCAGCUAAACAAAGAACUGUCCCAUCUAGUCAAAUAAGCCGUAUGUUGUCUUUUGGGGGAUUAGCUGCUGGUAUUGGUAUUGGAGCUGUCACAGAAAUUACUAAACGAACUUUAGGUGUAAGUAAUUCUACUAAAAAAAAUCAAGGUGGUUACAUUGAAAAUGUAUUUAUUUCACCUGAAAAUGCUGAACGUAUUGCUAAUACAUUAUGUGAAGUACGUGGUGCUGCUUUAAAAAUUGGUCAAAUUCUCAGUAUUCAGGACAAUAACUUAUUAAGUCCUCAGUUACAAAAAGCAUUUGAAAGAGUACGACAAUCAGCUGACUUCAUGCCUACUUGGCAGUUAGAAAAAAUGUUGAUUAAAGAAUUUGGUUCCAAUUGGAAAAAAAAAUUUGAAUUAUUUAAUCUAAAGCCAUUUGCAGCUGCUUCUAUUGGUCAAGUUCAUGAAGCAACUAUUAAAGAUGGUACUAGAGUUGCAGUUAAAGUACAGUAUCCAGGUGUUGCGGACAGUAUAAAAAGUGAUAUCGAUAAUUUAGUUUAUGUCAUGAAAGUUUGGAAUAUGUUUCCUGAAGGAAUGUUUAUUGAUAAUAUUGUGAAAGUAGCUAAAAAAGAAUUGGCUAAUGAAGUUGAUUAUAUAAGGGAAGCAGAGUGUACUAAAAAGUUCAGACAGUUAUUAGAACCAUAUCCAGAUUAUUAUGUACCCAAGGUUAUAGACCAAUUUUGUACAAAACGCAUAUUUACUUCAGAACUUAUUGACGGUGUACCCUUAGAUAAAUGUGAGAUUAUGGAUCAAACUACACGUAAUAAUUUAUGCUUCUUAGUUUUACAACUGUGUCUUAAAGAACUUUUUGAAUUUUCAUUCAUGCAAACUGAUCCUAACUGGGCCAAUUUUUUUUAUAAUGAAGAAACUAAGCAACUAAUUUUGUUAGAUUUUGGAGCAACACGAUCAUUUGACCAUACAUUUUUAAGUAAUUAUUUGAAGAUCAUAAAAGCAGCUGCUGACAAUGAUAGAAAUAUGGUAUUAAAAUUGUCACAAAACAUGGGUUUUCUCACUGGAUAUGAAUCAAAAGCUAUGGAAGAUGCUCAUGUAGAAAUGAUAAUGAUAAUGGGUGAAGUAUUUAGGAAAGAAGGGGAGUAUGAUUUUGGCUCUCAAGAUUCUACCAAACGAUUGCAAGCAUUGCUCCCUGUCAUACUUAAUCAACGGUUAGCUCCUCCACCAGAAGAAGUGUAUAGUAUUCAUAGAAAAUUAUCAGAAUGUCUAAAAAAUUACGAAAAACAUUAUUCGAGAGAUGAAAUUGAAAGGAGAUCUCUCUUAUGAUACUAAUGUUAAAAUAAGUACUACAAUUGGGACUUCUUGGAGGCGUCAAUCAAUUUUAUUUGAGCAGUUAACGAGGUAGCAAUAAUUUUUUACUAGGUGGUACUAAUAUCAUUUACUUUAUAAAUAUACUUAAUUAUCAUUAUUAUUCAUUAAUAAAUAGGUGACCCAAUAAUAAAUUUUUAAAUUUUUCCCGCUAAAUAAAAUCGGCAGAAAAUAAUUAAAUUAUUGACUUGAUGAAAUAC